CCAAUUACCCUCCGACCGCGGCCUCCCCAUGCGCUGAGCUUAGCGAUCUCUCCUCCGCGCUACGAUGCUUUCCGCGAAAUCAUAAAGUUGCGAACAAUGGAGUUCUCGAAUCCCUUUGCCGAUACGGUUCCGCGCCGCAACUUUACGGCACCUAUAGGCUCUCAGAUCCAAAGACCGUCUACGUCUGCAGGAGAGACAAGUAAUGCCUUGGUUGAUACGCUCUACGACCACCCUUCGGUCAAGAUCACAUCCUUUACUGCUGGGAGCCGGCCCCCGACCCUCGGUCCCACUCCUCCUGAUACUCCUACCGGCGUCGAGCCGGGCUCUCUGCCGUGGUCUUCCCACCUGGAGAGGACUAUUGCAGUCGGACAUUUCAGAAUCUAUCGUGCUCCUGGUUCAAUAACCUUCCUCAACUGCGGUUCCGCCCUCCAACCGAUAUUCCCAAAAAGCCAGGCUUGGUGUGUUGACGAGCAUUCAAGCAAGUUCAUCCUACAAAUUCGGAGGCCCCAGUACUGGCGCAUCGAGGUGCCUGUCGACGACCCGGAGGAUAUACGACGCGCGCAGCUUUUGCGUGAGGUUUUUGACCAAAUCCUCCAAUUCGAAAAGACCGAAUGCCCUUUCCAACGAUCCUUUACCGUCGAGCUACCCGAACGCCCGCAGACGCCGGCUAUUAAGAGGCCAUGGACUCCUGCUAGGAGAUCUAGUGAAUCCAUCAUUCCAACCCCGGUCAGCGCCAUCACGAUACCCGCCCAGAUAGCCCGUGUACACCGGGGUCCGCCCAAAGAUGACACUAUCAAAGUGCGCAAGAGAAGGGCAACUGGUACCACGAGCCAGUCAGCCUUUCCCACCAGCGAUGAUUUGUUCAGAAUACAGGAGCAUAACGCUGUUUCGAUACCCGACAUUACACUCUCAAGUCAGCCGGACGAGGAACCACAGCAGCCAGAGUCUUUCUCGCGGACUUCCUCUUUCACAAGGACCCCUCUUAUACCAAGCGGCCAGCAAACUAGUCAUUCUGUUGCCGCACCCCCACAGCUAACGUUGGUCACUGUACCGCACUCUACUGAGCCAUCGAUACAUCAACUGGACGGCCAUGCGCCAGAAAUAUCCGGAUCAUUGUCUUCGGUAACCUCCCGCGACUCUUUCCACAGUGUACGGUCAUGCAACUCUCAUAUUCUUCCCCCUUCUCCACCCUUGUCCAAGCCGACGUCUCCUUCAGGCUCUUCCUGUCUGCAUGGGAAGAAUACCGAACCAAAGGAAGACUUUUCGAUCCUUACAUCAGAUAGGGCAGAUCGUUCUAACAUGCCUCAGACAUCGAGUACCAGUCCGAUAGCAGUUGACCGAAGCGCCACCUCCAGCUCGACCUUUGACGGCACAGCUCCCUCUUCUACCCAUGAGAUCGACUCUCCGUGUAGUCCUACAACAGCAGGACUAAUACUGGUCACUCCGCCCAACGCAUCACCGACUUCGCGUUCUCGAUCUCCCUCAAUCACCAGUCGUCGCUCACUUAUCCGCGGCCGCGCAACAACAAGCAGCAGCAUAUCCCCCAGCAGGAGAGCGCUCUCUCCCCUACCACGUGUAGCAGAUCUCUUUGCGCCUCGCCGAAGGGCGCCUUCCAUAUCGUCCAGCAAGCUCGAAGUAGUGCGCAAGCUACCCAUGACGGUUAUCAACAAGUCGUUCGAAAUCCUGAUGGCGCCUCCCACGCACUUGAUGAGCCUCAUGCUCACCGUUGCGGCGCGCAUCACUGCCGGCCAAAAGAGCGGCGCGGUCUUGGGAUCUGGCGAGGGAGGCGAGAGGAUACCUGUGCAGUGGGAUCUCUCGGACGAGACAGAGGACAGUCCAGGUUUCCACCAACGGAAACCAACACCAGCAGCAGCGCCGUUGUUCUCAUCGGGGAGAAGGUGGAGUGUCUCUCAUGUGGGCAAUGACGAUGACCAUUUGCCCCCGCAUAUGCGAGGAAGGGAAAGAGGAAUGAGCUUGAAGAUGGCGGGGAGUUUUCCAGAGUCGUCGGACGAGGACGAUGAUGACAACGACAGCACUUCGAAUUCCACACAUGGCCCUCACGAGCCCCCCACAGCUCGACGAAUCGGUGCUCCCAAGGACGACGAUGGGUUAAGGCUUGACGGUGCUGGGAAUGGAAUACCAGAAAACGAUGCCAAGUUCGACUGGAAUCAGAGCAUGGGAGUCGAUUAGUUGGCGGGCGGGCGUGCUCACUUGACCGUUUGGCAUCCUGUUGCGACUGCUUCAGAUAAGGCGGAGCAAGAUCUACCUAGCAACUUAAACCCCCCUCAGCCCACACAAACGUGGGAAGGGGGUGUACAUACCUGUACCAGUACU
This is a messenger RNA of Neurospora tetraspora, 2334 nucleotides long. RefSeq names its product inheritance of peroxisomes protein 1-domain-containing protein. Gene Ontology annotation, biological process: peroxisome inheritance. The transcript is spliced from 2 exons. Gene Ontology annotation, cellular component: extrinsic component of intraperoxisomal membrane. The record is from RefSeq and is a predicted model, not a curated record. The coding region runs from base 97 to 2190 and encodes 697 amino acids. NCBI's taxonomy places the organism in Eukaryota, Fungi, Ascomycota, Sordariomycetes, Sordariales, Sordariaceae.